Bombina bombina (fire-bellied toad) is the source of this 1365-nucleotide messenger RNA. Its product is annotated as pyrokinin-1 receptor-like. Gene Ontology annotation, molecular function: G protein-coupled receptor activity. The record is from RefSeq and is a predicted model, not a curated record. Bases 1 to 1365 code for a protein of 454 amino acids. Gene Ontology annotation, biological process: G protein-coupled receptor signaling pathway. Gene Ontology annotation, cellular component: plasma membrane. Lineage: Eukaryota; Metazoa; Chordata; Amphibia; Anura; Bombinatoridae. The transcript is spliced from 2 exons.
AUGAACAAUUCCGGCUCCCCAGGUGCAAAUGAAUGCAUGAAGCACAUUAAUUUAAACAAUGAAUCUACCUGGAAUGACAGUACAACUACCAACAUGACAGUUGGGACCAUGAAUCAUCUUUUUAUAGGUGCCCAACGUCAGGAGCCCAACCACAUAGCUAUACCUGCCACUAUAUUUUACAGCCUGCUUUUUAUCUUUGGCAUUUUGGCUAAUGGUCUGAGUGUUUUGACCCUUAUGAGAAAUGGGAGGAUGAAAGUAAGUGCAGUUCGCUUUUAUCUCUUGAGUUUAGCUAUGGCUGAUGUAAUAUUGCUCUUCACUAUUCCGGUCACUCUCUACAGAUAUUUUUGGCAAUAUUACCCAUGGACUCUCUCUGAUACUGUAUGUAAACUUUACUUUAUGGUAAGACAGGUCUAUUGUGCUACAACUAGUUGGACAAUCAUUGCAUUUACUUCUGAGAGAUAUAUUGCAAUUUGCCAUCCUAUGUGGUCAAUCACAGGACUUAGGAAGUCCCGCAUGGUAUAUCUGUUAGUGUUUAUCUGGAUUUUGUCCUUCCUUACAACAAUACCUGUGGCCAUAGUGUAUGGAGAGUCUUCAGCUUGUAUCUUAGAUUACACUGCAACCUCUCAGGAAGAAGCGGUACUCGAUUCUACAGUAUGUGAAAUGAUCGAACCAAAGCCAUACAUUGUCUACAAAAGCAUCCUACAAACACGUAGUAUUUUGUUCUUUGUCAUGCCACUGGUCACCAUUAUUAUUUUUCAUCUUUUAAUUUUCCAUCACCUAAGCUUGAAUCAUCGCCAGAGAGAAAAAAUUGGACUUAAUGGCACACAUUGGCAUUUUACUUCAAAACAUAUAAAACAACCUCGGAGUCAUCCACUUAAUGAAAAAAAAGCCAGACAACUUAUGGGAGCUGUGGUUGUUGCCUUUUUUCUCUGCAAUUUCCCUGACACCGCCUCAUCGCUCAUGCAAAUAUAUAUCGAUAAUUGGAAUGCGCAUGUCUACAAAGUGUAUACCUGGCUGAAGACCUAUUUAUCUUUGCCACUUUGGUACCUAAAUAGUGCUUUGGACCCCAUUCUUUUUUGUAUUUCCUCUACAUCAUUUCGGAGUGCAUGUUGGGAGACACUGACAACAGUUCUACCAGGAAACACAAAAUCUUCAGAUGGGCGGGGCAAUACUUGCCAUGCUUCUUGUGCAAGAUCCGGUGGAUCUUCUCUUGUCUCUGCACCAAGUACACGUUCAACAUGGACACUGAACUCAAAUGAAGGAGAGCAGAAAGAAUGUGUUGGACAAGCUCGAAACAGUGACCCAAAGCUUCUACUCUUUCGUCACCUAAAUAUGAUGGAGAAAGGAGAUUACUCGGUUCCCUAA